Molecule: messenger RNA, 3761 nt
Organism: Strongylocentrotus purpuratus (purple sea urchin)
Lineage: Eukaryota; Metazoa; Echinodermata; Echinoidea; Camarodonta; Strongylocentrotidae
Gene: ass1
Product: argininosuccinate synthase
Exons: 14
Coding region: 293-1576 (427 amino acids)
Biological process (GO): L-arginine biosynthetic process; urea cycle
Cellular component (GO): cytoplasm
Molecular function (GO): argininosuccinate synthase activity; ATP binding
Source: RefSeq, a predicted model, not a curated record
UCGGGGUCGAGUAGGAGCUUCCUCCCUGUAGGCCUACAUGUACCUGCACACGGCCUGAUGCAGUGCAAUGAGAGAAGAAGUGAGCUGGCUUGCGCAUUGUUGGCGCUCUGCAUCUCACCAAAGAGAUAUCUCUUUGAUCUCACUCGGUUGAGCAAUGCUAAUUGUAGGAGCAAUAUCUCCAUCUUGCACUAUCUGACUAGAUCUACAAUACAGUCAGUAGAUCUACUUGUUGCAGUCUGUAGCAGAGCCUUUGCAAGCAACUUCUAGGAUUCACUCUAAACCCCAAAACAAGAUGGCUGAAUCUCCAAGCAAACGAGCACAGAACGGAGGCAAGAAGGGGAAGGUGGUCCUAGCCUAUAGCGGUGGAUUAGAUACUUCUUGUAUCCUGGUGUGGCUUAUUGAAGAGGGCUAUGAUGUUGUGGCUUAUACAGCUGAUGUUGGACAGGGAGAUGAUUAUGAUGCCAUCCGAAAGAAGGCAAUGAAGUGUGGAGCCAUUGAUUAUGUAGUGAAAGACCUGAAGAGAGACUUUGUGGUGGAGAACAUCUGGCCCGCUGUCCAGGCCAACGCCAAGUAUGAAGACCGUUAUCUGUUGGGUACCGCUCUGGCCCGACCCUGCAUCUCAAAGGGUAUCAUUGAGGUGGUGAAGGAACACAACGCACAGGCUGUCUCCCAUGGUGCUACAGGAAAGGGAAACGACCAAGUACGUUUUGAGCUGAGUUGUUAUGCCCUUCACCCAUCGAUUGAGAUCAUAGCUCCGUGGAAGAUGCCAGAGUUCUACAACCGUUUCCAGGGGCGCAAGGACCUGUUUGAGUAUGCUGCAGCCCAUGACAUUCCUCUUCCUGUGACUACCAGCGCUCCCUGGAGUAUGGAUGGUAACCUUAUGCACAUCAGCUAUGAAGCAGGCGUACUUGAAGAUCCUAAGCAUGAAGCUCCUGUUGAUAUCUACCAGAUGACCACUGACCCAGACAAGUCACCUAGCAAACCAGACAAGCUAGAGAUUGAAUUCAAGAAAGGUAUUCCAGUCAGUGUAACGCACCUUGGUGACAAAACAGUGAAGACAGAUCCACUAGAGCUAUUCCUAUACCUCAACGAGAUUGGUGGUAGACAAGGAGUCGGCAGAAUUGACAUUGUUGAGAACAGAUACAUCGGAAUGAAAUCAAGAGGUGUGUAUGAAUGCCCAGCAGGAGAGAUUCUGAUCACAGCACACAUGGAUAUUGAGAGCUUUACUAUGGAUAAGGCUGUCCGUAGAAUCAAGCAGACCUUGUCUCUCCGCUUCUCAGAGCAAUGCUAUGAAGGCUACUGGUACAGCCCUGAAUGUGAAUUCACCCGUGAUUGUAUAGACCGUAGCCAGGAGUGUGUAGAAGGCAAGGUAACAGUGACUGUAUACAAAGGCCAUGUCUACAUCAAUGCAAGAGAGUCUGCCCAGAGUCUUUACAAUGAGGAGCUUGUCAGUAUGGAUGUAAAGGGAGACUAUGAACCAGUGGAUGCCCUAGGCUUUAUCAAGGUCAAUGCUGUCAGGCUGAAGGAGUACCGUCGACUCCGAGGAGUAACCUUUGCCGGGGAAGCCACAAAGUGAUGAGCAGUGAUGGAGACACACAGCACACUUUUUAGAUAUGUGCAGAUGUUAGACAGAUAGGGAAGAAUAGAUUUAAUUGGUGGAGGGGUUACAUGAAUAUGUGUAGUGAAUUAAGUAUAAGAGGGUGUUUAAGAAGUUAUUUUAUAGUGAACACAUUUGUUUUUAUCAGGUGGAAGAUUUUACAAAUUUAAAAAAGAAAUGUUUUAGCAGUCAUUUUUGUUUUGAUUGCUUGUUUUUAAUGUUUUAUUUUCCAUCUAAAAUUAGUUUACCUCCAACUUUAUUUUCUCUGUUUCCCCCAUACCAUUUUCUUUUUUCACAUCCAUGUUAGUUUUGAAUAGAAAGUGUAAUUCAUGUGUAGGUUCAUUUUGCAAUGUUAUUUGAAGUGAUGUACUAUCACCUAAAACAUUUAUCUGUUUCCAGUAACUUGGAUAUACUGUUGUGCUGCUCAUCUUUGUUUUUUCACUGUGGCAAUAGUUCCAUGUCAUAUCUGCAUUUGUAUUCUUGUACCUUUCCCAGUGAUAAUGAAAUAUAUGGAGAAACUGAAGUACAAAGCACCUUUAUCACUUACAAACUAUUUGAAUUGUUUUUGUUCUAUUAUUUAACUUAUUUAGCCUUUGCUCAUAUGUAUUUAUAAAUACUGAAAUAUCCUGUUUGAAAAAGCUCUUUAAACAAAUAUGGUUUGUUCCCAUUCAGACUGUGAGCACAAUGGUUAUAUACUACUUCAACUGGAUUAUGUUUCUUGCCAUAGUGGUUAACAUAUUUAAGCACAAUUAUGUUCAGUAUUUCAAAAUACAUCACAGCACUCAUAUAAUGUUGUCAAUGAUCUGUUUUGCAUAGAUAUUUAUUAGAGAGCAGUGAAGAAAAUAACUUACUUUUUGAUUGGAAGAUUUGUCACAAAGAGAAAUAUGUUUUUUUUUAAAUCAUAGCUGUUAUACUGAAGAACUUUCUGAAAGCUUAAUCUCUCACUAAUCCUGUGUAUUUAUGUUUUCAUAAGGAGAGUAUUUGAUCGGCUAAAUGGCUAUCAUGUGAUAAUAAUAAGGAUACAAAUAAUGUAUUUCUAUAGAGCAUUUCCAUUAACGUGUUCAAAUGCGCUUUAAAAUUAUAUAACAAAAUAUUGCAGCUUUCAAGAAUCAUUCCAAAUAGACAUAAUACUGUCAUGGUCUUAUGGAUAUAUCACCGGAAUGUGGAUCACAUGGUUUGUUGUUCGUGUCCCUCCGCGACAUUAAUAUCUGCUACUCUCCACCCAGGUGUUACAUGGGUACCCUGUAGUAUGAGACAUUAGUGGAUUGUGUGCGUGCUUGUAAAAUGGCACCCGGCCAAAUUACUCUGUAGUGAACGGAGCGUGUGCGCUAUCAGGUGAUUUAAUCCAAUGACCAGGGUGUCAAUAAUUACAAACAAAACUAGAAACACAAUGUUAAGCGCUUAACAAAGCUGACUAUUACUAAGGUACAACUGGAUCAGCUUGCCUCUUCAAAAUGGCAUUUAUAUUCCCUCUUCUCUCAUAAAACCUUGAGACAUGUAACAAUGAAUAUUGUAUAAACCAUUAUGAUGAAAUACUUUGAUAGCAUAUUGCCACAAUAUGUCUGACAGAAAUAACAUUUUUACAUUCCACUUUGCAUCCAGUAUUCAAUAUAAGCAUAUACUUCAAUAUAGUUAUUAUUUAUUUAUUAUUCAUGCAAUCAUGUCAUUAGAGGUGACACUAAACAUGAUCUGUUAAUUAUUCAUUGUGAGAUUGUUUACUUAUGCCUGUAUGACAGCAUUAUAGAGUGGAAGUCCAUUAUACCAAUGUUCCUUUGGACCAAAGGAAAAAACCCUGUUAUAUCACUACUAAAAACAAUAGAAUACUAACUCGUAAGAAUGUCAAUUUUUUGUUUGUUUCACUGAGUUUUUGCAAAGAUGUUCCGAUGUAGAUUAGUAACACAUGUAGCUAGUGUACAUCUUUAUUUUUUCUGUUAUUAGAUAUCCAACAUUAAAAGCAAAAUCACUACAUCAUUAAAAAAAUGUCAUAUAUCCAAUAGUGCAUGAAAAUGUAUUUGUAGUAUUGAUGCAAUCUUAGGAACAUGUCAAUUCUGUGAAAUAGCCAAAUGUGUGAUCUAGGGAGCCACAAAGUUGCUGAUUUUGAUGUUUAUCAUACAGUGGUACCUAAAAUGAUUUGAUAUUAAAUAUGUUUGGAGUGGAAGUCAUA